CUCCGUACGGAGCUUCUCCGCGCAAUGCGUUUAGCCACGGAGUCUGGCACUUGGUAGUCCUCGCGGCUGAGCCGUACCUUCGACCCGCUGUACGUGUCACGUGGUUGGGUGCGCAGAGCUUUUUUCCGGGCCCAUCUAGAGCCACGGGACCAUGGGACCGUCCCGCUCGGCUGUGCACCAGUUGAGCUCCGACGCUUCGAAUGGCGCGGGCCAAUAGACGGGAUAGUGCCGUUGUUGUUUGUAUAGUGAUAUAGUGGUGGUGGUGGUGGUGGUACGGUUGCCGUAGGUCAUGGAGCCGACGGGGAGCUGACCCGCCACCCAAGGUAAGGAGAAGAAGAAGAAGAAGAAGAAGAAGGAGCGGCAGUAGGCAGAGCCAGAGCGGCAGAGGCGGGCAAAAUGGCUUCGGGCUUCCCGAGCGCUCAUCGGAGGAAGCUUGGACCGGCGCCGAUCGCAUCGUUCGAGGACCUUUCCGAUGAGAACGGCGGCGAGCCGGUGUCCCGGAUGCCGGGUAUCCUCGAGGUGGCCACCCCGGCGGGUUCGCUCAAAACCCCGAGCACACCGCGGAUCGACAUUAGCCGCGCGAGCAGCUCGUCCCACCACGAGGAGGACAGCAACUCCCGGGAAUCGACCCCCGAGAAGGAGCUCCUCGCCGGCAACGGGCCCCCCGAGGGCUGCAAGCUCCAGUUGGGCUACAAGGAGGACGCGGCCGACCUACGCUCCUCCACCGAGGAGCUUGACCUCCACGACCCCGUGCACGAGCAGGACCUACGCCGCGAGUCCAAGAAACCGAAGAGGCGGGCCCACAGGGACCUCCACGACGGAACCCAGUCCGAGUACGGGGUGAGCAUAAGGCUCCAGCAGUCGGAGCGCGAGAGGAAGGACAGCAACUGCAGCGAGAUCAUACUGCUCAACAUAAGCGGCCGCACCUCGAGGCUUUCAUCGGUCGGUAGCCAGGGCUCGGGCGUCUCGGCGGGCGGCCUCUCCGCCGUCUCGGCCACGUCCUCCAGGUCGCCGAGUCCGCACAAGUGUUUGCUCGAGACGUCGUUUUGCGGGAGCGUGUCGGCGCUGGAUGCGACCCUCAUCGAAUCCUCCAAGCUGGAGACGGACGACCUGGCGAGGGUUCUGCUGGAACGCGAGGAGGACUCGACCCGGGCCCUCAUACCCGAGAGCGUGCGCGUGCCCAUUGUCGGGGGUAACAUCAAGCCUGACCCGCUGGACAUGCCCAGGAGGCGGGGCCGGGAGGAGCGCAAGGAGGCUUUCAAGCGCGAGGUCGAGAUCACCAAGAGGGUCCUCAAGCGGGUCAACAUCGAGGUGCCGGUAAUAAAGUUGCCGAAGGACGGGGAGGAGGGCUCGACGCCAAAGUUCGGGGACGUGCAGAAGCCCGCGACGCUGGACUUGAACGAGCGUCGCAAGCGUAGCCCGAGCUCGAGCGCGUCUUCGAGGCCGGGGAGUGCGGCUGCAGCGGCCGGCGGGUCCGGCCUCGACACCACCCCCAAGCUCCAGAGGCACCAGAAAAUACGCGACCUCGAGGGCUCCAGGACACCAAGUCCGUCUUCCGUCUCGCGCAAGAGUAGCUUUGCUUCCCUUUUCAAGGGUCGAGGUGACGCGGCGAGCAUCCAGAGCCAGGAGUCACCGACGACGACGUGCUCGAGGCGCACGAGUCUCGCGAGCAAACUCAAGGACACUGCCGAGAGCCUGCGGAGUCGCUCCAAGAGCCGCGAGCGCCCGGGCUCGGGUGAAAAGUCCCCGGGUGGUAGGAGGUCCGGCUCCGGGGGUAUGUUUUCCUCGACCCUGAGCCUCUUCAGGAAGCGCGAGCGCAAAAAGAGCGGCUGCGACAUCAGCUUGACGGACCAGCUCGACGCCGAGGCUCAUGCGGCCCUCGACAGCAUUGGACACGCCGACUACAGCUACCAGAUGCACCAGACUGGCCAAAAGGAGGACGUGAUAUUCAUAAGCCUGUACGGCGAGAACGACGAGUUCCGGAACCAGCCGGAGGAGCCGGAGAGCGAGAGCUUGGCGGUAACGCCACCUCCGCAGCUCGAGAGCCCGGGCAAGGGCCGCGAGGACUCGUUCGACGCGUCCAGCCCCAUGCAGACGUCGGUGAACAUCGUUUGCACCGACGCCACCAUCGAGCACCAUCGAAGGACGAGAAGGAGCGAGAGGAGGCGCGAAGGCGUGAGGAUCUCGUCGUCGUCGGGCGACAGCACCAAGAUGCCCGAGAGCCUGUCCAGGGACUCGCACAUCUGCAAGAGCGAGUCAAGGGACUCGAGGAUCGCCCCCACCGACAGGAGGGACUCCGCGGUUGUUGGGCAAUCGUCGACGGAGACGCACGAGGAGAUCGCAGCGCGAGGCGAGCACCGGCUGUCGACGAGCUCGUCGAGGGACUCGAUCGGCCGUAGGCCCGAGGUCCCCAAGCCCAAGCGCAAGUCCCGUAGCUCCCGGCCCUUGUCCGCCCCGACGGAGCCGCCACCCUUGCCCCCGACCCAACAGCCAAAGACCGUUGGGAUGAACGGGAAAGUGUCCUCGCGACCGCCGUCCAUGGCACUGGCCACGACGGUGACGACGGUGACGACGACGACGACGAGCACUGGUGUGGUAGCGACGGGGGUGGAUCUUGGGGUGCCGGACGCGGGGUUGGCGAAGGCGCCGAGCGUAGUGUCGGACCUCGACAGGAACAACAGCUCCGAGUCGGAGCGGGACUCGGAGAUCGACUUUAUCAGGAACAAGGCGAAGAAGGGGGUCGAGGAGCUGCCCGACGAGAGGAAGGGCCUCUGCUACGAGGAGAGCUUUGAGGAGGACCUGCCUUACGUGCCCACGACCCUGCCCAUGGAGAAGAGCGUCGCCAUUCCCAUACUGCCCAUCAAGCAGAGGCUCCACGAGGGCAUGAGGACGACAUCCAUCGACAGGCCGCGCUCGACGACGCCCAUCAACCCCCAGCUGCUGGACGAGUACAUCCAGCACGCGCCCGAGGGCCAGCAGCGCCAGCAACGACGGCUCCAGAGUAAAAUGCGGAUCUCCCUGCCCCGCGAGGACAGCUUCAAGCUAAAGUCGCCCCACCGGCCGUCGACCCACAACACCUUCACCGAGUUCGCCGGCCGCGUGCCAGCCAGUAAGUCCGGCAACCAAACCAUGUCGCCCAGCCCCCCUCCACCACUGCCUCCCAGAGCACCGACCACCGUCCUGACCCACCCGCGACACAUGCAACAAGCCAGGCCGACCAAUUGGAUCAACUUCGAGGAGAUACCGGAGAAGCGCAAAGCGCCCAAGCGCAUACAGACCAUACCCAGGCUCGAGGACGACUCGAAGCACUACAGCUACGUGCAGCCCGAGGAGUGUUGGUGCGAGUGCCACGAGGAGUCUAGGCGCGCCUCGUCGAGGAAUCACCACCACCACCACCACCACCACCAUCAUCCACCGGGGACGUCGUCUUCCUCGUCGCCGUGUCCUGUACAGGGUAGUCGUCGCGCCGACCUUCCGGCUGCGGAGGAUAACGGUAGUAGUGGUAGUGGCGGGGCGUGUAACGGCGCCGGGGCUGUCAGCAACACGAACGGCGACAGGUCCAGCAUCGUCAGUGACAACAGCUCGCUCGAGGGCAGCUUGAGCGCGGAUUACACGGGCACGCCCAGCGGCCAGCACCACUUGACCGUUACUACCGGGAGCAACGAAGGCACGAGGCCUUUCGCCAUGGACCUCGACGUCAGCUCCAAUCGGUCUAGCAUCAUAUCCCAGGAGGAGACUGAAGACGAGCGCACUUAAGUGGCUUGGCUUUUUUUUUUUUUUUUUUUUUCUUUCUUUCACCGAUCAUCCUGAGACACGUUUGGAACGACUUUGGUUUUUGCUCAGUUAGAGGUGAGCCGUUUGCGUUCUGAACCGGAUGAUUCAAUCGGGAAAACAGUUCUUUUAUCGUGCAAACAGAGAGGCCGAAG
Molecule: messenger RNA, 3926 nt
Organism: Copidosoma floridanum
Lineage: Eukaryota; Metazoa; Arthropoda; Insecta; Hymenoptera; Encyrtidae
Source: RefSeq, a predicted model, not a curated record